This is a messenger RNA of Polistes canadensis, 1854 nucleotides long. RefSeq names its product aquaporin-12A (gene AQP). The transcript has 5 exons. Gene Ontology annotation, cellular component: cytoplasm. The record is from RefSeq and is a predicted model, not a curated record. Bases 654 to 1445 code for a protein of 263 amino acids. Lineage: Eukaryota; Metazoa; Arthropoda; Insecta; Hymenoptera; Vespidae. Gene Ontology annotation, molecular function: channel activity.
AAGUAAUUCGGGUAUCUAACAGCUAUUUAAAGUCACUUUGUAUGUAUGCAUAUAUGGUUGAUGUAUAUGUAUCACUUGCUAGCUUAAAUAACUUGUUCGAGUUAAAUCUUACUCUGUGCAGUCUAUGAAUACCGGGAAAGAUACAAGUAGAGUAAAAGAAAUGAAAAAAUAGUGAUCCAAAUCAAUGAGAUUUAGAUCGAUUAGUGACACAUAGUGAUUCUUAUUGGUGACAAUCGUCGUACGAGUUUUAAUACAUAUUGUUUGAUUAUCAUCUCAUCUGGAAAACAGAUACAGAGAAACUUGAAACCGUUACUCGAAGCUAAGCGCGACAUGUAUUGCAUAAUGCAAUAAUUCCCUUAACGUUGUAUGUAUUCUAGAAUAUUAAACCUAACAGUAUUGUUACAAGACACGGAACAAAAUGAAAAGUAAAUGAAACAAUUUAUGAUAAAGUUUUUAUUUGAUCCUUUUUAAAACCAACUGACGAAUCGCGUCUUAAUUUAUUUUUAAUGAGUUAUUUUUAAUUUAGUUUUAAUGAAUUUCAUUUCUUUCGAAUUCAUACAACGUAUUUAAACGGAAAUAAAAACUCAUACGGAAUUCUUCCUUGUAUCUUCUUACAUUUCUUUAUAAUUUAUUCUUUUAAAUAAUUUUUCAUCAUGAUUCCGAACAUCAUUGCUUUGGCUGUAUCCACUUGUUACAUUCUAUUAACGAGUUUAAUCGCAUAUUGGAUGAGAAGAUAUGUCAUUUAUUACAUAAAAGAACCUUUGAUACAAUCUUUAUUUCUCGAAGGAAUAGCAACAGCUGAAUUAUGCGGUGCCUGUUUUGAACUGAUUAUAAUUGCUGAUAAUUGGGGAGUAUCCAUGUACGCGAUAUAUUUAUUCGUAUUAACGAUUUGGUGGAGUUUGAAUUGGGACGAUGCCAGUGCUUGUCCUUAUACGCAUCUCGAAGAAGCUGUAGAAGGAAAGAAAUCUUUGCGCAUCGCUUUUCUGUUAAUAUGGGCAGAACUUAUUGGUGGCCUCGUUGUAUUUCGAUAUAUACAAUUGUUGUGGGCGUUAGAAAUCGUACCUACGCACAAAAAUAAAGCUUUUGAAGAUUGCACUACGGAUUUGCAGGUGCCUGUUAUAUUUGGUGCACUUGUAGAAUGCCUAGCAACAUGUAUAUGCAGAAUAGUAUCCCGUGGAUUAGGCGAAUUUAAUUCAACUUUCUGUACUAUCAUCGAUUCCUUCGUUGGAACUUCUUUAGUCGUUGCAGCGUUUAAUUAUUCCGGUGGCUACUUCAAUCCUGCGUUGGCUACAUCGUUGAAGUAUGGUUGUUUAGGAACAACUUUUAUGGAACAUGUAAUUGUUUAUUGGGUUGGAGCUUGUGCAGGUUCAAUCCUUUCUUUGAGGGUGUACAAUAUGCCUUUUAUUCAAAAUUUUAUCAAUAGAAAAAAGGAGAAAAGUACUUAGAGCAAUUUCUUAAAUUUUCGAUUGACCAAAGAUUUCUUCAAAGAUUUUGUGUUCAUUCGUUGAUUUUUAUUUAAAAUUAAUAUUUAUUUCCUUUUUACCUCCUGUAGCAGUUUUUAGAAUAACGUUAAAAGUUAAGUUUAACGAUUGAUAAAAGUGUGAUAAAUAAAAGACAAAAGAACGCACACAUUUAGGUGUACAAAAAGUGAAUUUAUUAUAUGACAAUAACUAAUUCCAAGUGUACAAAUUAUAUUGUAGAAAUCUUCUAAUUUGAUUCAUCAAGUGGAAAGAUUAUUUAUUAAAUCCUAAAUUUAUUAAUAAUAUGUGUUUCUUCAUAUAUAGGUAUGAAUUUAAAUAAGUUAUUUUCAUGUAUUGAAACAAAGAAUGUAUUCUUAUAAAUAACAUAUAUAUU